Messenger RNA from Aspergillus bombycis, 555 nucleotides. RefSeq lists its product as uncharacterized. Lineage: Eukaryota; Fungi; Ascomycota; Eurotiomycetes; Eurotiales; Aspergillaceae. The record is from RefSeq and is a predicted model, not a curated record. The transcript has a single exon. Gene Ontology annotation, biological process: protein transport. Bases 1 to 555 code for a protein of 184 amino acids.
AUGUCUUCUCCCGACGUCUCCGUCGCCACAGAGGCCUUGAAGGACUUCUUCGGCCAAAUAUAUACCUUCUUCGAAACGAUCAUCGUCCGCUUCUUCAGGAACCUCUAUAACUCUUUCGCGCACGUGGGCUUCAACCGCUGGACCAAGGUCACACUCUCGGUAGUCGGUUAUAUUUUACUUCGUCCAUAUAUCGAAGCCUGGUUUAAGAAAAUGAGUGAACGCGAUCGCAGAAAGAUGGAGGAGAAGGAAAAGGCUAAGAGGGAGGCACAAGGUGGCAAGAAGGCUAAGGUUUCGGCCAAUACACUGCGAGGUGGUUCUAGCGGAGGCGGAAAGGUGCUUGGAGAGGUCGAGAACACCGACGAUGAAAUUGAGGAUGGAGAGGACUUUGCGACUGCCAGCGGAGUGCCGGAGUGGACAAAGAAUGCGAAAAAGAGGCAGAAGAAGUACAUGAAGAGUCUGAAGGAGGCAGAGGCGAACGCGAAUAAGUUGUCCCAGGACCAGAUUAUGGAGUUGUUGGAUUGGAGUGAUUCAGAAAAUGAGAAGAAGGAGGCAUGA